Mirounga angustirostris (Northern elephant seal) is the source of this 10998-nucleotide messenger RNA. It is a transcript of the gene PHLPP1, whose product is annotated as PH domain and leucine rich repeat protein phosphatase 1. The record is from RefSeq and is a predicted model, not a curated record. Gene Ontology annotation, molecular function: protein binding. Lineage: Eukaryota; Metazoa; Chordata; Mammalia; Carnivora; Phocidae. The transcript is spliced from 17 exons. The coding region runs from base 205 to 5262 and encodes 1685 amino acids.
GGCCGGGCGCGCGGGAUGGAACACCGAGACACCGACGGAAUGCUCCGAGUUGCCACAUAAUCCCCUGGAACGGCCGCGCCGAACGCCAUUGGCUUCUCCCUUCUCCCCGCGCUGCCGCCGCCGCCGUCUCCCACCUUCGCCUCACCGCCUCCCUCUCCUCCCGCUGCCUCCGGAGCUGGGGGGGAAGCGCGAAGCCCCACUGCAAUGGAGCCCGCCGCCGCGGCUACGGCGCAGCGACUCCCAGAGACCAGCAGGGAGGACCGAGCUCCGGCUCCGGCGGCGGCGGCGGCGGCGGCGGCGGUGGCGGCAGCGGCCGGGGGCGGCCGGAGCCUGGAGCCCGCGCUGACCCCGGCGGCCCCGACCGGCGGGGCGCGGGAAGAGGCCCCCGGCGAGGCGCAGCCGGGGCCGCUGCCGGGCCGGGCGGGAGGCGCGGGGCGCCGGCGGCGGCGCGGGGCGCCCCAGCCCACCGCCGGCGGGGCUGCCCCGGUGCCCGGGGCCGGCAGCGGCGCCAACUCCCUCCUGCUGAGGAGAGGGCGGCUGAAAAGGAAUCUGUCCGCGGCCGCCGCCGCCUCAUCGUGCUCGUCCUCUUCCUCCUCGUCGUCGUCCUCGGCUGCCGCCGCCUCGCACUGCCCCGGCGCCGCCGGCCUCUCUGCCUCCUGUUCGGCCUCCGCGUCGCUGUGCACCCGGAGCCUGGACAGGAAGACGCUGCUCCUGAAGCACCGGCAGAUGCUGCAGCUGCAGCCGUCGGACCGGGACUGGGUGAGGCACCAGCUCCAGCGGGGCUGCGUGCACGUCUUCGACCGCCACCUGGCCUCGACCUACCUGCGCCCGGUGCUCUGCACGCUGGACACCACGGCCGGCGAGGUGGCCGCACGCCUGCUGCAAGUGGGCCACAAAGGCAGCGGUGUGGUGAGGGUGCUAGGCAAGGGCCCGGGCCCCGCGACCGGCACGCAGCGGCCCCCCGACGUCGGCCCCCGGCUCGCGCCUGCGGAACCCCGGGACUUGGGGCCGCCGCCCGGGAGGAGCGGGCUGGCUGCCGUCGGGGGCCCGCGGCGCGCGCCUCCCGCGGACCUGCAGCUGCCGGGCGGCCCGGGCGGGUGGGCGCGCCGCGCCUCCCGCGCCAGCCCCGCGCCGUCAGACUCCAGCCCGGGUGAGCCGGGCGCCCCGCAGCCCCCGGACGGCGCAGCCGCCGGCCCGGCCUCCGACACCGAGAGCUUCAGCCUGAGCCCCAGCGCCGAGAGCGUGUCCGACCGGCUGGACCCCUACAGCUGCGGCAGCGGCUCCUCUUCGUCGUCCGAGGAGCUCGAGGCUGACCCGGCCCCGGCUCCGGGCCAGCCCCGCCUGCCCGGCCGCUCCGCGCCAUCCCGGCCCGGGGCGGGCGCCCGGCCGCCUUCCCCGACGGCCUCCCCGCCUCUGCUGCAGCCGAAAGACCCGAGGGGCGUUGACGGCCCGGGAGGGGCCGCCCGCGACCGGCCUCGGGAGGAAAAGGCGGCUGCAGCUACGGCCGUUGGCCGCCCCCAGUCGACCCCGGGUGGGAACGGGGCGGCCCCGGAGAAAGCGCCUCCGCCGCCCACCCUGUACGUGCAGCUCCACGGAGAGACCACCCGGCGCCUGGAGGCAGACGAGAAGCCAUUGCAGAUCCAAAAUGACUACCUCUUCCAACUGGGAUUUGGGGAGUUGUGGAGGGUGCAGGAGGAAGGCAUGGACUCGGAGAUUGGCUGCCUCAUCCGCUUCUAUGCAGGAAAACCUCACAGCACCGGUAGCUCUGAAAGGAUUCAGCUCUCAGGAAUGUAUAAUGUCCGUAAAGGCAAAAUGCAAUUGCCGGUGAACCGAUGGACCAGACGCCACGUCAUCCUGUGUGGGACCUGCCUGAUAGUAUCAUCUGUGAAAGACAGCUUGACCGGAAAGAUGCAUGUUCUGCCACUAAUUGGUGGAAAAGUAGAAGAAGUGAAAAAGCACCAGCACUGUUUAGCAUUUAGCUCCUCUGGACCCCAAAGCCAGACAUACUACAUUUGUUUUGAUACAUUCACAGAGUAUUUAAGGUGGCUUCGACAAGUCUCCAAGGUUGCGUCACAACGCAUUAGCUCAGUGGACCUCUCGUGUUGUAGCCUGGAGCAUCUGCCUGCCAACCUCUUCUACAGCCAAGACCUCACUCAUCUCAACUUAAAACAAAACUUCCUAAGGCAGAAUCCCUGCCUACCAACUGCCAGGGGGCUCAAUGAACUGCAAAGGUUCACCAAGUUGAGGAGUCUUAACCUUUCCAAUAAUCAUUUAGGGGACUUCCCAUUAGCAGUCUGCAAUAUUCCAACCCUGACUGAGCUGAACGUGUCCUGCAAUGCCCUGCGAGCAGUCCCCGCAGCCGUCGGGGUUAUGCACAACUUACAGACUUUCUUGUUGGAUGGAAACUUUCUCCAGGCCCUUCCUCCUGAGUUGGAGAACAUGCAUCAGCUUAGUUAUCUUGGUCUUUCUUUCAAUGAAUUCACUGACAUUCCAGAGGUUUUGGAGAAAUUGACUGCUGUGGAUAAACUUUGUAUGUCUGGAAACUGUAUGGAGACCCUUAGGCUCCAGGCUUUAAGAAAAAUGCCUCACAUUAAACAUGUGGAUCUAAGACUGAACAUAAUUAGGAAGCUAAUAGCAGAUGAAGUGGAUUUUCUUCAGCACGUCACUCAGCUUGAUCUGCGCGACAAUAAGCUUGGUGAUCUAGAUGCCAUGAUUUUCAACAACAUUGAAGUUUUACACUGUGAAAGGAAUCAGCUGGUGACAUUAAACAUCUGUGGCUAUUUCCUAAAAGCGCUCUAUGCCGCUUCUAAUGAACUUGUUCAACUGGAUGUUUACCCAGUUCCAAAUUAUCUGUCGUACAUGGAUGUUUCAAGGAACUGCUUAGAAAACGUGCCUGAGUGGGUAUGCGAAAGCCGAAAGCUAGAAGUUUUGGAUAUUGGCCAUAAUCAAAUAUGUGAACUUCCUGCACGCUUAUUUUGUAAUAGUAGUCUCCGGAAGCUGCUGGCAAGACACAACCAGCUGACGAGGCUACCCGAGAGGCUGGAGAGGACCUCAGUGGAGGUCUUGGAUGUGCAGCACAACCAGCUCCUGGAGCUGCCGCCGAACCUGCUGAUGAAGGCCGACAGCCUGAGAUUCCUGAAUGCAUCUGCAAACAAACUGGAAACCCUUCCUCCAGCCACUCUUUCUGAAGAGACGAACAGCAUCUUACAGGAGUUGUAUUUGACAAAUAACAACCUCACAGAUAAAUGUGUGCCCUUGUUAACAGGACACCCCCAUCUAAAGAUCCUUCACAUGGCCUACAACCGACUUCAAAGUUUUCCAGCAAGUAAAAUGGCAAAACUGGAGGAACUUGAAGAAAUUGACAUCAGUGGGAAUAAACUGAAAGCCAUCCCGACGACCAUCAUGAAUUGCCGGCGCAUGCACACCAUGAUUGCUCAUUCUAAUUGCAUUGAGGUCUUUCCUGAAGUUAUGCAGCUCCCAGAAAUCAAGUGCGUGGACCUGAGCUGUAAUGAGCUAAGCGAAGUCACUUUACCAGAAAACCUGCCUCCAAAACUACAAGAACUAGACCUGACUGGAAACCCCCGACUUGCCCUCGAUCACAAAACCUUGGAACUUCUGAAUAAUAUCCGCUGUUUCAAGAUUGAUCAGCCUUCUGCAGGAGAUGCAUCUGGAGCCCCAGCUGUCUGGAGCCAUGGAUACACUGAAGCCUCAGGGGUGAAAAACAAGUUGUGUGUCGCGGCCCUGUCUGUGAACAACUUCUGUGACAGCCGGGAGGCCCUGUACGGGGUGUUUGACGGAGACCGUAAUGUGGAGGUACCCUACCUCCUCCAGUGCACUAUGAGUGACAUUUUGGCCGAAGAGCUGCAGAAAACAAAAAACGAAGAAGAAUACAUGGUUAAUACGUUCAUUGUUAUGCAAAGGAAACUUGGCACGGCCGGGCAGAAGCUUGGAGGCGCUGCUGUGCUCUGUCAUAUCAAGCAUGACCCCAUGGACCCAGGAGGAUCCUUCACCUUGACCUCUGCUAAUGUGGGCAAGUGCCAAACAGUUCUCUGUCGGAACGGGAAGCCGUUGCCUCUGUCCAGAUCGUACGUCAUGAGCUGCGAAGAGGAGCGGAAGAGAAUUAAACAGCACAAGGCCAUUAUCACCGAGGACGGCAAGGUGAACGGAGUGACGGAGUCCACGCGCAUCCUGGGCUACACCUUCCUCCACCCCAGCGUGGUGCCGCGGCCCCACGUGCAGUCCGUGCCCCUGACCCCCCAGGACGAGUUCUUCCUCCUGGGCAGCAAGGGCCUGUGGGACAGCCUGUCGCCCGAGGAGGCGGUGGCGGCCGUGCGCCCCGUGCCCGACGCCCUGGCCGCCGCCAAGAAGCUGUGCACGCUGGCGCAGAGCUACGGCUGCCACGACAGCCUGAGCGCCGUGGUGGUGCAGCUCAGCGUCCCCGAGGACAGCUUCUGCUGCUGCGAGCUGGGCGCGGGGGGCGCCGGCCCGCCGCCCAGCCCCGGCCUCUUCCCGCCGCCCGGCAGCGCGGGGCUCAGGGAGCGGCCGGCCGACGCGCCGGGCGUGCCGUCCUCCAGCAGCGGCCUGGCGUCCGAGAUGAGCAGCGAGCUGUCCACGUCCGAGAUGAGCAGCGAGGUGGGCUCCACGGCCUCGGACGAGCCGCCGGCCGGCGCCCUGGCCGAGAGCAGCCCCGCGUGCGCCAGCGAGCCGCGCUGCGCGCUGCACCCCGUGGGCGCGGCCCACCCCUUCCAGCGCCAGCUGUCCAGCGCCACCUUCUCCAGCGCCCUCUCCGACAACGGCCUGGACAGCGACGACGAGGCGCCCAUCGCCGGCGUCUUCAGCAACGGCAGCCGCGUGGAGGUGGAAGUGGACAUCCACUGCGGCCGCGCCAAGGACAAGGAGCCGCAGCGCCUGCCGCCCGCGCCGGCCGACGCCAGCGACGAGGGCAUCGUCGUCAGCGCCAACGAGGACGAGCCGGGGCCGCCGCGGAGGGCGGACGGGCCGGCCGCGGGGACCACCGGGCGGCGCCGCGCCAACGGCUCCGUGGCGCCGCAGGAAAGGAGCCACAACGUGAUCGAGGUGGCGGCCGACGCGCCGCUCCGAAAGCCCGGGGGCUACUUCGCGGCGCCGGCCCAGCCGGACCCCGACGAUCAGUUCAUCAUCCCCCCGGAGCUGGAGGAGGAGGUCAAGGAGAUGAUGAAGCGGCAGCCGCCGCCGCCGGGCCCGGGGGACCCGCUGCCGGACUACUGUGACACGCCACUCUGACCCGCCUGGGCGCUAGUUCCCAAAUAAACUAACCGAGAAAGACGGAGUCGCAAGAGUCUCCCAGGCUCACGUUAAACCAGGGGUUCACUCCACGCCCUCCCACGUCCGCACCUGUCCUUGCACCUCGUCCGUAGGUUCUCCUUCUGUCGUUUGUUUUUUUAAUCAUUACCACUCUUCUAGUGAUGCUCUACCAAUAUGAUUUAAAUUUGUUAACCUCUCCCCUAACAUAUCAGAUGUGUAAAGACAAAGAACAAAAGGUUUAAUAUAUUACAGAGAAACGGUUAAUGUAAUAUUUUUUAAAAUGGCUUUUUGUUGUUUUGUUCGGAAGGCAGGGCGGGUUGCCAGUGCUAAAUGAUUUUAAUAAUAUUGUAAUUCUGUAUUUCUUGGGGGGGGGGGGGAGGCUUUUUUUUUUGUCUUGAAAAUGAUAGACAUUUGUAGAAUAUGGAGACUAACUCCUAGGAGUUGCUUUACUCUGUCAGGUGACUUGAGUCACUGGGAUUCACUAAUUUUCUCUGAGAGAACAGUUGAUUGAGAAAUUUCUAUUGUAAAUAGCUCAGUGUUGUAUAGUGACGCUUCAGAUGUUUUGUAGUUUUGGCCUAAGGACACAGCCUAAACAACGGACUUUUCUCCUCCUCCUCCUCCCCCUCGGAUGAGCCUUCCCCCCACCUCACCCCACCUGAGCUCAUUCAGUGUGGAGGCUGAGCAGCGAAAGAGCACUUCUGUUCAGAUAAGGGGGAGCUUAGGCCGCUAGAAAGGAACCUGCACCCAAGGGGCCUCUGACCCUUUUUCCUUCCUCUCCUGCCCCCACCCAGCCUCUUGACUUUUGCAGACACUUUGUGUUCCUUAUUGCUGCCACAGUCAGCAUGAUUGUAUACCGUUCAGUUAGAUCAUUUACAUACCAAGAGCUAUAUUAAAGCAGAAUGCACAAAUGAACAUGUCAAUUUUUGUUAUAAUAAAUAUAAAAUUUACAAGUAUUGGACCCAUUUGCUUUUGUCCCAGGUGUGUCUACAGGAUCACACCCAGCUUGGGUUUGGAAUGAAUGGAUGUAACUUCGGGGCAGAUAUUUCUGCCCUUUUUUUUUUUUUUUUUAAAGGGAAAACACCCAACAGGUUAACCAACCUUCAAUGAGCUACUGAAAUUGACCCUAUGCAGAGCUGGUCUUAAAGCCUUUCUAUUUCUUGUCAUGAUCAUGCAGGGAUAGACAGACAGAGGUUAUAUAGAGGCGAUCCCUGGGAAACUCCUCCCACAAAGCCUAGUUCUUUCCAGUUCUCUCAGGGGCCCCUUGAGCCACAUGAACAGGUUACUAGACCUUUUAUGUGAACAGUGAAAGCCAGGAGCUGGCUGCCCACCUCCCCACCACCAGCAGACAUAACGUUAGCACAGUGGAGUCCACCAGGAAAUCCAAUAUUGCAAGCUGACUUACUAGCUUUUGCAGACUCUAGCACCCCCCUUCACCCCAACCCUGCAUCUCGUGAAGGCAGACCUGUCUUCCUUUUCGGGCCUGCCCUCCAGUGGUCCCUGGCUAGCUCAGCGCCGGGACCGGGCAAGUAGUAGUUCUCCACGUGUAGACUCAGUGAUGGACUGUCUGCUCUUUUGCUGGGGGGCCAGAUCAGUGGACCAGGCUUGUCUUGGUAACGUCCAUGCCUCCUUCUGGGUCUGGCUACUGGUAUACAUGCUCUUUGAAAACCACCAAGACCACAGAAGGAUGAACUCAGCCCAGUAAGAGACCCAGGCACCAACGGACGAGACGGCCCAAGCCUACGCAGAGUGCUGUGCUCGAGCCAGGAAGCAAAACCAGCUCAGGCUCCCACACCCAGCCCCAGCCACCAGCAGCCUGCCUUCCUCCGCCUUUGCCCCGCUCCACGUGGAUCAGAGCACACUUGGGAAGCUCUGGGAUUGCACAGGGGUGCCUUACUUCACUUCUGCUCAUCAAGGUGGCAGCUGAUACUACAGGUAGAACUGCUUAUAAAACUGUCAAGUGCUUAACCUGCGAAGGUCCCCGAAGCCAAGGGCUUUCCGGGGUGAGUAUGAGAGAGAAGGGCAUCCUCCCCUGCCACAUUCCCUGCUUCCUCCAGGAAGGCCAGGGGAUUGGGAAAGGGUCGGGGACAGGGAGAGGAAGGGGUUAGAGCAGAAGCCUAGCAAACUUGCAGUCCUGUUGAAGACUCAAAGGUCCCGAUCGAGGAACCUAGAAGUGGUUUGGUGUUGGAUAAAGCACGGGCUGCUCGGCGUGUGCCCAGGGAAUAGGGCAUACCAGCUUUGAAGGGGGCACCAGGGCCUGUCUCCGGAGCCCAGACACCCAACCUGUCCCACCCGGUUUCUCUUGAUUGCUGUUGUCACAGCACCACCUGCUGGUGAGAUCAGACUUCGUUCUUUAUCCUUCUCCACUCUUCCAGAAGACCCAAAGUCACUUAUCAUUUACCUACACCCUGACAGAGAGCAACCCCAAGCGCUUAUUAAAUAGGCAGAGAAGCUGCAUUAAAUCACGUGAUUGCGCCAGUGCCCGCGGGCCUUGUACGGUGGGAAACGGACAUGCGGACAGAUCAAGAGGUGUAGCCAGAACCCCAGCGCUAAUCUGGGAGAGCGGAAGUCAGGCUCCAACAUCUGUCAAUCCCCCAUUCCCCAGGAUGAAAGAAAGAAAAAUCCGUAAGAGGUGUCCGAUCUUAAGGGACAGCGUCUGAGAAUCCGCUCAGUGAGGGCACUGCCUGGUGGGGAAAGAAAGGCCGAUUCCCGGGGCGCCUGAGUGGCUCAGUCGGUUAAGCGUCUGCCUUCGGCUCAGGUCAUGAUCCCAGGGUCCUGGGAUCGAGCCCCGCAUCGGGCUCCCUGCUCCGCGGGAAGCCUGCUUCUCCCUCUCCCACUCCCCCUGCUUGUGUUCCCUCUCUCUGUGUCUCUCUCUGUCAAAUAAAUAAAUAAAAUCUUUAAAAAAAACAAAACAAAAAAAAGCCGAUUCCCAUUUGUGUUCAUGCCCACGUGAGCACGCAUCGGAAGACGCGGUGAAUUCACCCCACCACAUCGAGAGAGACUUUCUGUUAAGUGUGGGGUCUGCCCUACCUGCCUCCCCAGUGAUCGAACCAGGUAACGUAUGUCGAGUGAGUUGUAGAGAGGAAAGCCUUAUGUAAGUGGAAAUACGGUCACGGUUAUAAUUGGGAACACAGCAAAAGUCCCUUUUUAAAUUAAGAACUCUCAGAGGAGCAGCUGUUGGGAUUCUUACAGGUAGCAGAGAGGAGGUCAUGGUAGAGAAAAUAGCCUUUUCUCCUUUCUUACCAAUGAGUCUUUUUGUUCAUCCUCCAACAUAAAUUUUCUGCAAAUUAGUCUAUGCAAACAAUUUCACUUUUGUCAUUCACCUACUAUGAACCUGGUCGUAUUGCUGCAUAUUUGAAAGAUGAUUCUAAAGGUCGCCCCCGCAUCCCACGCCAAACCGAAAUUACAACCACAUUCAGACGGGCUGCUCCCAUGGUCAUUCUUCAAUUUCUAAAGAGGUAGAAGUAAAACUGGCUUUAAACUGAAAUUAUGACUUUCCAGUCAUUACUAUUACGUGGGUCUUAUUCCAAAAACCAUACUUUGCCCUAAAUACCAAUCUUAUCUAUUGAAAAAAAGCUAAAAUGACAGCAAAAAUCAUUUUCCCAAAUGUUGCAGCCCCAGAUGCUGACUUUGAGAACUCAUUUACAGGCCAUUGGCUUCUCUGGGUCUUUAAGAAAACUACUCCACCAGUAACAUUUGAAGGUCCUUGGAUCAGUUUUCCAUUUAAUAGAAAUCAUGCUGCCAGCCAGCAAUAAAUCCUGCACACAAAGUAAACUCUUCUAUUUGGCCUCGAAUACAUUUUAAGAAUUACUUGGAUAUUCCUUGUGCUGGAACAUUUCGGUAUGUUAAAAAUAGCUCCUCAAGAUCUCCAGUCCAACCCGACCACAUCAGAGGAUCCCGAACUCCCCUCCUGCACAGACGCACCCAGUCUCCAGCUUGGACAGAGCAAGGUCUCCGGGAGAAGAGCUGAGGGCGGACCGAGCAGCGUCUGCACGAGAGACAGACAGAGUGAGCGAGCGAGAGCGGGAGGAACAGCAGGAGAGACGGACACGGGACGAAGGCAGCACCGGCCAAGCUGGGAGUGCAGGGGGGAUACUCCUGAGGGACCGUGAGCACAGAAGAAAAGCCACAGUUUAAAAGGGCAGCGAGAAGAGAAGGGACCCAGACCGAGGGCCCUGUUUCCCGGCCCCCUACCUCCCUCCUCGUUAGAUGCCCUGGCCGGCCCGUCGCCUCCGUGAGCCGCAGGUUCCUAGCCUCCACCGGCCCCAGCUGUCCCAAGAGGACCCCAGACGGCACACACUGGGACACCCCUGCUCAGCAAGCACAACCGCUCCGACCAGCUCGCCGAGGUGACAGGGGCGCAGAGCACACUGCGACACCGCGGUCCCGUGCCACCCAACAGAGGACUGCCCCCGGGACCCCUGGGGCCAACGCCCGGCUCAGCGGCAGCUGCCCUACAGGCAACCCUGUGCUCAGAGCACUCCAGGAACCACUGGCCCCUGCCCACCUCCGCUCCGGACACCCUGCCAGGGCAGCCCCUGCGCCGAGCGGCCAGGGACCUCCCCAGCCCAGGCCUGCCCCACGUCCAGCCGCCCGGCCACGCACCCCGUCCCUGCAGAGCCCUGGGGCCACCAUAAGGCUGGCGGCUGACUCGCCUGCAGCCUCCAGCCAGGGCCCCCUCGGUGUGGAGAGCCCUGCACCCGCCCCUGCCCCAGCCCACGCCAGCCUCGGUUCCAGCCACCGCACCAGGCUCGCCCCGGCACAGCGUGCUCCACGACCCCCAGCCUGUGAUGGCAACGGCUCCAGCCACGGUCCCCGGGCACACACGGUCUACACGGGGGCCACCCACACAAGAUCAAUCCUUCACGGAAGGUUUCCACCCCAUUCAUAGAAGCCAACACAAAGUAACGCAAAGUGAGACCCAAAAAUAUGCUCCAAACAAAAGGAGACAAAACCUUAGAGAAAGAGCUAAAUGAAAGGCAGAUAAACCGUCUACCGGAUACAGAAUUCAAAGUAAUGUUCCUAAAAAUGCCCACCGGGAUGGAGAGGAGAGUGGAUGAACUCAGUGAGAACUUCAACAAGUGAUAGAAAAUAUAAAAAAUACCAGUCGGGACUGAAGAAAACAGUAACAAAUGAAAAAUACACUCGAGGGCAUCAACACGUUAGGAAAAUGAAGAAUGGAUCAACAAUCUGGAAGACGGUGAUGGAAAGCACCUAAGCUGAACAGAAAAACAAAAAUUUAAAUGAGGAUAGGUUAAUGGGACCUCUUGGACAGUAUAAAGUGAGAAAACAUUCACAUUAUAAGAAACCCAGAAGGAGAAGAGGGAGAGAAAGGGGCAGAACAAUUAUUUGAAGACAUAAUAGCUGAAAACUUCCCUAACCUGGGGAACAAAACAGACAUUCGGGUUCAAGAAACAGAGUUUCAAACAAGAUGAACCCAAGGAAGUUCACACUAUGACACAUACUAAUUAAAAUGUCAAAGAUUAAAGAUAAAGAAAAAUUUUAAAGCAGCAAGAGACACGGCUGGUGAUGUCAGACACACCAAAGAGAUGGAUGAAACUGGGCCGAGUUUAUCAAGAGGACCAUCUUGAAAAUCCCAAUGACUGAUAUGACGACAAUCCUCCAAGCCUGGGAUUUUUUGUCUGAAAAAUCAACUGCAGACCAUCAACUUCUGGCAGAGAAAGGAAUCUCUUGUUCAGGACUUUGUUCUGCUCUGUG